Messenger RNA from Trichosurus vulpecula (common brushtail), 1194 nucleotides. Its product is annotated as olfactory receptor 5V1-like. Gene Ontology annotation, cellular component: membrane. Bases 1 to 1194 code for a protein of 397 amino acids. The transcript has 3 exons. Gene Ontology annotation, molecular function: G protein-coupled receptor activity; olfactory receptor activity. The record is from RefSeq and is a predicted model, not a curated record. Lineage: Eukaryota; Metazoa; Chordata; Mammalia; Diprotodontia; Phalangeridae. Gene Ontology annotation, biological process: G protein-coupled receptor signaling pathway.
AUGCAAUUGCCACUGGCAGGAAAACACCAUGCCACCAUCAUGGGUGCCUAUGCUUCAACAAUGAUGCACCCUGAUAAGGUAAAAGAACAAUUAUAUGAAGACCUGGAAAGCUUCCUCAUCAAUGUGCUGAAAGAGGACAAGCUUAGAAAUCUGGGUGACUUUAAGGCAAGACAAGAGGAGUUUAUCCCCCAGAAGUUCAAGGACGCCUCCAUUGUCCAUCUGUAUGAAGCCAUCAAAGAAUUCAAAGACAGGGAAAACCAAACAACUGUCACAGAAUUCAUCUUCCUGGGAUUUUCAAACCAUCCUGACCUUCAGGGAUUGUUUUUUCUGUUGUUUUUGGUUAUUUAUUUGAUAACAAUCCUGGGAAAUACUCUCAUAUUAGCUGCAAUCAGAGUAAAUCCUAUCCUUCACACCCCUAUGUAUUAUUUCCUCAGCAACUUGUCCUUCCUGGACAUCUGCUACACCUCCACCACUCUCCCCAUCAUUCUGGUGAACUUUUUCCGAGAGAAGAAGACCAUUUCCUAUGAAGGCUGCCUGUCCCAGGUCUUUUUCCUUGUUACCUUUGCGGGCUGUGAGUGCGUCCUGUUGGCUGUUAUGGCUUAUGAUAGGUUUGUAGCCAUUUGCCAUCCAUUACGUUACCCAGUCCUCAUGAGCAACAGGGUUUGUGCAUAUUUAGCAGUCGGGACCUGGUUGUAUAGCUUUUUGAACUCUCUGAUGCACACAGUGCUCAUGGCAACUCUCACUUUGUGUGGUCCUAACCAGAUCAGCCAUUUCCUCUGUGAUAUUCCUCUGCUCUUGAAGCUCUCCUGCUCAGAUACUUCAGCCAAUGAGGUGGCACUCUAUUUAUCCAGUGCUACCGUUGGUUUGAGCCCCUGCCUGUUCACUGCUAUGUCCUAUAUGCUCAUUAUCUCUGCCAUCCUGAAAAUCCAGUCUGCUCAAGGGCGGAAAAAAGCCUUCUCCACCUGUGCCUCUCACCUCACUGUGGUGGUCAUCUAUUAUGGAACCAUAAACUUCAACUAUGACCGGCCCAGCUCAGGCUACUCCCUGGAUGUGGACAUCCUGGCCUCUGUCCUCUUCUGUAUUGUCACCCCCAUGUUAAAUCCCAUCAUCUACAGCCUGAGAAACAAGGAAGUCAAGAAUACUCUAAGGAAACUGUUUGAAAGAUAUAUGUUACCCAGUGGUUCAAGUGUUUAG